UUCUUCUCUCUCUCUUCGGUUUUCAUUCCUUAACGCUCAAACCGUGUAUCCCCUCCUCCUCCUCCUCCUCCUCCUCCUCACACCUUUUGGUCAGAAGAGGAAGAGGAAGCCCAGCCCAGGGAGAGACGCUGAGAGGAUGAAACUCUGACACGCCGGCAGACCACAGGGAAACAAGAGCACAACUAUAAUUGCUCAGAAGGAAGCACCCAGGAAGGUCAGCCAAGAAUCCUGCUGUAGGUGCCAAAGUGAAAUCUACAGGACUACAAUUACUUGGACAGACUUCAGCUGCAGAGCAAAGUGAAUGACAGUUCCAGUCGCCUGCUGUUGUCCUGCGCACACAUUGGAUUCCACCCUCUGCAGUAGCAACAAGUGAUUUCCAACUCCUGCAACUUCUUGCACAGGUUGUAUCUGACGGAGGGACCGGUGCCGCGCUCCCAUCCCCGCGCUCCUUCAACAACAACACUGCUGGUAAACGAUCUCCCCCAAGAGGAUUGUGGGUAAAGUAAGUCUUAAUAAAAAAGGGUUCUUCAGCACCUGUGGCAGCAGCAGCGAGUCGAGUGACCAGCUCCAGGCCGACCGGCUUCACCUGUACAUGGAGACCCCCAGCUGGGCAGGAAACACGUUGUGUAAGUCAGGAAGCAUUGCUGUCUUCGGGAACGUGGUGUACAGCGGACUGCUGAACGAUCACCUCUGGCAUUUGGGAGUGCCCCUCUUUACAAGACUGGGUAACCAAGAGGCCACCAACCCCCCAGAAGCGAUGGCCCAGCCGUACACCCCAGCCCAGUACCCGCCUCCCCCACAGAAUGGCAUCCCCGCAGAGUUUGCGGCACCCCACCCGCUUCCGACACAGGACUACACUGGGCAGAGCCGGGUUCCCGAGCACGCCAUGACCCUGUACACGCCCACACAGACGCACAGCGAGCCGGCCGGCACUGACAACAGCACGCCCGCCAUCACCGCCACCACGACCGCACCGGUCAGUGUCCUUCAUCACCUGCAAACACUGUUCUCAACACGCUGUCAGCAAACAGAUGAUGUGACGCAAACAGAGGGCUCUCAGCAGCUCCAGCUCCAGCACUCAGACUCUUCAGAGAAGCAGCAGCCCAAAAGGUUACAUGUCUCCAACAUUCCCUUCCGUUUCCGGGACCCCGACUUAAGGCAAAUGUUUGGGCAAUUUGGAAAGAUUUUAGAUGUGGAGAUUAUCUUUAAUGAGCGAGGAUCCAAGGGCUUUGGGUUUGUAACUUUUGAAACAAGCACAGAUGCUGAUCGUGCACGGGAGAAACUAAACGGUACAAUCGUAGAGGGACGCAAAAUAGAGGUGAACAAUGCAACGGCACGGGUGAUGACAAACAAAAAAGUGGCCAAUCCCUACACAAAUGGCUGGAAGCUGAACCCAGUAGUAGGAGCUGUCUAUGGUCCUGAACUGUAUGCCGUAACAGGGUUCCCCUACCCUGCCACAGGCGCUACGGUGGCCUAUAGGGGUGCCCACUUGCGGGGACGGGGACGGGCUGUGUACAACACGUUCCGCACGGCUCCGCCACCACCGCCAAUCCCUGCUUACGGAGCGGUGGUGUACCAAGAUGGCUUCUAUGGUGCAGAGAUCUAUGGUGGCUAUGCAGCAUACAGAUUUGCCCAGCCCACCACUACCGCUGCUUACAGUGACAGCUAUGGCAGAGUCUAUGCAACAGCAGAUCCCUAUCACCACACGAUUGGCCCUGCAGCCACAUACAGUGUGGGGACCAUGUAAAUACAAAAUGAAGAGCUGUACUCAGUAUUGAUGGACAUCACACAUGAAAACAACGAAGAGAGGAGAACUAGCUUUAAGAAAAUAACACAAGAAGAAGACGAGAAGGAGUCCCUCUACUGAGGCUGGCGAGGGAAGACGGGAGGCGUACAAAGUGGCGCCGCGGCAGCGGUGUCAAACCAGCCACAAACUUGACAGAUGGAGUGAGCCAGUUUCCACCAGGGACCACCUUUUUGCCGGGUAGAAAAAGACAGAAAGAAAGAAGUGUCCCGUUAUUAUAAAACAUUUUAUUUUUCUAUACUUUUGUGAUUUACAAUGUUGAAAAAAAAAAACAAACAAAAACAAAAAGUGUGUAUAAAGCAGUAUAUAUGUACAAAUCUGUUUUUAUGUUUUUUGGUAAGGGAGAUGAACAGUUGGCCCUUGAUGCUGAUUCUGUGGUAUGCAGGAAGGAGGAGGGAGGACCCGACCCCCCUCCUCUCUCUAUGGCACACUGCUCUGUCGCCGAGGUCAUGUAAAAACAAACAAAAAAAGAAAAGUAAAAGCAAGAACAAACAGAAAGGUGGCAGGGAGAGCUCGGCAUCCAGGCAGAAGCACUUUCUACGCUGUACUUCCUGUGGGUGGAGUCAAAGGUCAGCUUCCUGGUCUCACUGCUCCGCCUUCUUCCUUCCAACCUCCUUCCUUCACUACUUUCCUUCCUUUCCGGGCCGGUGACGACGCAGCCUCCCUCCUCGUUGCGACGUCACUGGCCUGCUGCGCCUACUGUUAGCAGCGUCCCCCGUGGAUACUGUCGUGAUGUCACUUCCUCCUGGCAGCACCAUUGGGCAUCCCCACCCUCCCCAAUGGGCAGCAUAAAUGGUUUACAGCGUUGGGGAGUUUGGGGGGGUUGAGCCACAGCGGGACGGUGAGACGGUAAAAAGCCGAGCCUCCCAGUCUGCCCCUCUCCACGCCCCAGCAGAGGUCACUGACUAAAGGACUAUUUAGAAAAAGGAAAAAAAAAAAAAAAAAAAAAAAAAAAAGGCGCUAAAGUCGCCGACUUUACUCACCUGCCAGACUCCGAGCCCAAGCCUUUGUGUCACUCUGCACCGAUGGACGAUCAACACGAUAAAAAGGUGCGUAAAACUACCAAGGAUGCACGUUUCCAUCUGACGAGAAUAACUCAUCAACGUCCAUGUAACAAAUUGAAUUAUAAUCAAAUAAUCCCAUUGUACUACAUCAGCAGGUGCAUAACCAAAACACAAGCCUGAGGCAUACAGACUAUGUCGCUAGAUAAAACAUUCUAGAAAUACAGUAGUGCCCAUCCAAUGGUAUCAAGGAACGAGGGCUGAAAUAUGUGACUUUUUUUUCCAAAUGUAUUCUGAGAAAAAUUUGUGUGUUUUCUUUUUCCUUUUUUUCAGCACUAAAAACUUUUGAACAGGAAAAAAUGUUUUACUUUUGUGGAAGCAGAACCUUAAUUCUUUACAUCAGGAGAGUCACUGUAAACGUGUUUAAUCAAGAAUGUUGGUUCAGUUUUUGAAUGUACUUUAAUGUCUAGGGUGUCCAAUAAGUAUGUAUUCUUUUCCUGUAUAUAAAUAUAUAUACAUAUCUAUUAUAUGGGCUGUGGUGAUGUCAGGGAAUAGAGGGGGUGGCAGGAAAGCCUCUGGCCCCCCACGCAUAGAUAUCAUAACCGCCUCCAACUAAAUAUGUCCCUGAUAUUUACUGUAACAUGUGAUCAUGUGUUAUAUGAUUGAAAGUGUGACGGUGAUAGUGUGAACUGAUCCCCGCCCCCUUCCCCUCCCCAAACCCACCUUUACCACAACACGUACUACACAGAUACUCACUUGCAGGAUUACAGACACGAUCCUAAACAUUGUCGUCCCUGUCCAGAGCAAACCAUCACAUCCUAAAGAGAAAGAUUACAUCUACAGUAAUUCUAGCCCUCCAUCGGAGCUGCAAAGACUUGCUAAUUAGCAUAAGGUGUUUGUGGGUGUUGGAUACAAAAAAAAAAAAGAAGUUGAUGAAUAUUGAUUUUUUUCUUUCUUACUUGAACCAAAGUAUGAUUUGAACACACAGUCUCAGUGCUCUUUGAUCAGGAGACAGCAGGACUCUGUGAUGAUGGCGGAGCCCGGAUGUGUAUUGACGUGACCCAGAUUUUACUCGCUCAACGCUGCUAAGGAAGAGCUCGCUCUUCGGCUGAUAUAACGAGUUGAUGAAGCUCCUCUUGCAGUUUACGAGUCCACUGCUUCUCAUGCUGACCCUGGUGGGCGGGUGGCUUUAUUGCAUAUUGGAUAUAACCUGCUGGCCCUGAGAAGAAACUUUUCCGCUUUCUUUUUUCAAAAUUUUUUUUAUGUUUUUUCCUCUAUAAAUCAGAGGCGAGCAGGUUUGGGUGAAGCACAACUUUGUUUGACAGUUCAGGGUACACUACUUGUUAGUAGUGGUCUGUGUGAGUUAUUCCAAGAGGAUAAGAAAAGGUUAAGCUCCUGACUUCCUGUAAAAACUACAAUAUGUACUGUUAAUAUCCUGUACAGUAAUUCCAACUCACACUUCUUGAUUAACUUCAUCUUAUUUCAGGUUAAAAGAAAAAAAAAUCUUGUUCUGAAUCAGGGCUCCUACCCAUGCGACCUCUGUUCAUCUGUAGACAGCUUCUCAUAUAUUAUAGAGUAUCUAUAUCAUGGCAACUAACUGUUGUGAAGUCUAAUUGGGGUAAAGUCGGUCAUUUGUUCUCCCAUGCAGCUACCAUAUGCAGAUUUAGCAUCUUCAUACCUGUAGGUUUGUUUCUGAGAGUCACAUGAUUCUUCUGGCCUACUUGCGGUCGUACAGACUCGUGGUGGGUCAGAAACAACUCACGAGCAGGUUGGAGUUUUAGCCUGACGAGAACUUCCAGGGAGGCAGAGAUAAAGAGCCACAGUUCUUCUCUUUUUCUUCUUUGUCUUUAUUUUUUAUGGACUUUAAAAGUUGUCACAUGGAUGGAGUUUGUCCACAGAAAUAUCUAUGCAUUUUGCAACAGAAACACUUGAUGUCAUGUGUGAUAGGCACAUUUUUUGGGAGAAAAAAAAAACAAAAAACAAAACAAAACAAAAAAAAAAAACUUAUCUACUUAUUCUACUUAGCUAUUAACAGAUUUAAUCUGACAGGAUAAAGCUGGUAUUGUUAUUAUGUGUUUUAAUUUUGUCAACAAAUCUCAAGAAAAGACAAAACCAAAAAAAAAGUGUGUGUUUGUCUCUUAAUAUUCCAACUUAGUUACCCUGAUUGUUUCUCUUGAUAUAAGUAAAUACACAUUUUUAAAAACUUAAUACGCAUUACUCAAGCUAAAGUGCAUUUCCUGGGACUAUUUUUUAGCGGAUGAAUCCACAUAAGGUGCUCCUGUGAGGAUUUGUAACAGCGUGAACAUGUCACCACCUGCAGCAGUGUGGCACACUGAUGCAUUUUUAAUAGUUUUCAGACGAGAGCGAAGCUCAGUGGUAUAAAAAGCAUCUGGCUUUGGAUAAACACACAACGCUUUGUUCACGGCUAUGUUUGGUUUUGAUCUGUUCGUGGGAUUUGAGCUGCAUCUCUGCUCAAUUUUUUAUUGUGUUUAAUGUCAAAGGGUCAAUACGUAGCAUUUCCAAUGGGACAGUGAUGCAGAAAUUAAUGUCACAUCAGGCUGCCUCUGUUUUAGUUUAUGCAAAGUUUCUUGGUUUGUUUAAUUUUAAACUGGACGUCAGAGGUCGAUAAAUUAUUACUAUUAUCAAUUUAGAUGCACAUACAAUAGCAACAAUUUCAGAUGAGUGUUCGAAUGAAGAGUCGGUUUUUCAUUGUUUCUAGUGUUAUUUAUUGUUGUGGUAGUAGGAAUAGUAAUAGGGGCUGUGUGCAAUGUUGCCAUUUUAAGUAUUGUACUGAUGUUUGCCUGAAGCUCAUUUUCAUCUGCAGAUCACAGUUGAAACAACGAUGUUUGAUACUAAACAUGUACGACAAGUAUGUUUCCUCUAUUAUACUUGUUUUAAAUGUGUAUGCAGCUUCACAGCUAACUAUAAAGUGCUGGUGUUUUCCUAGAAACAGAAAAAAAGUGAAAAUAGAGAGAAAACAGAGCGCUUUUUGACAUGUGUGGUAAAUGAAGAGUCCCAUCCUGCUUACGGGUUAGCUCCUGUUCUAUAGCUUUUAUUGCAUGAAGGUAUUUUGUCAUAUUUUUUCACUAAACUGCAGCUUCCAUGAACACGGCUGCCCCCUUUUAUACUGCUUAGCUCCCAAAGCCUCAUGAGAGCUGUAGUUAAAUACCGAGGGGAAAAAAAAAAUCAAAAAGAUAAAAUUUUAUUGCCUUAGAGUUUUCUGUCUUUCUAUCCACUGUUAAUAUAAAAAUACUAAAUACAUUUUAAAUGUUCUAAUUGUAGUUAGAUGUUACUAGUGUCGGUUAGCUGCACCGGCAGCAGUGGUCAUGUAUGGAGUAAGAAAACACUGUUUUUUUUUUUUUUGUUUUGACUGUGGUUGUUUGUCUCUGCUCGCUGCAUCCGGAGGAGUUCUGCCUUUAAGAAAAAGAAAUGGUCCGUCUAAAACUCCAGCCUGCACCGUAGCAGUGGGAUGGAGCGGGGGGCGGGGUUACAGUGACCCUCCCUUCCUCCCUACAGAUGCCUUCAGUAUAAUGAACUGGUCCUGAUCUUCCUGAGCACAACUGCUUGAGCUGUGACACUAGCAGGAUAUCCCCCCCCCCCCCC
This is a messenger RNA of Melanotaenia boesemani (Boeseman's rainbowfish), 6408 nucleotides long. RefSeq names its product RNA binding fox-1 homolog 3a (gene rbfox3a). The coding region runs from base 593 to 1747 and encodes 384 amino acids. NCBI's taxonomy places the organism in Eukaryota, Metazoa, Chordata, Actinopteri, Atheriniformes, Melanotaeniidae. Gene Ontology annotation, biological process: regulation of alternative mRNA splicing, via spliceosome; nervous system development. Gene Ontology annotation, molecular function: mRNA binding. The transcript has 18 exons. Gene Ontology annotation, cellular component: cytoplasm; nucleus. The record is from RefSeq and is a predicted model, not a curated record.